Molecule: messenger RNA, 1065 nt
Organism: Schizophyllum commune H4-8
Lineage: Eukaryota; Fungi; Basidiomycota; Agaricomycetes; Agaricales; Schizophyllaceae
Exons: 11
Coding region: 1-1065 (354 amino acids)
Source: RefSeq, a predicted model, not a curated record
AUGGCCGAUGCUUUCACGAUCGCGGCGAAUUUGAGAGUGGCAUCGUUGUCCAUCGCCAUCUUUCACUUCGCCGAGGUGCUCCCGAGAGGAUGGAGAUUGGUUCGGGACUCGCGCGGCUUGUCCAUAACGAGCAUAUGCGUGCUCACCGUGUCCAAUGUCGGCUUCUUCUAUCCGUACUUCACCGUGAAGAGCUGUGACCAGUUCUACCUACUCCCUCCGAUCUUUAAGGUGAUACAAGCGAUGGUCGCCCAGGCUAUCCUGGGUCUCCGGCAAGUGCGGAAGCAGGCGUGGUCCAUCUCACGAUUAACCCUUCGUAGUGCAUAUAACUUAUCGAGGCGAUCCCGCCUCACGUCAAGUCUAUUGGCCCUGUUGUAUACGGCGGCUUGUACAUCUCCCACAGUUGGAGUGGGUCGCUACUCUUCACCACCGGACACUUGUCGUGCCGUUAGCGACCGCAAGGUGUUCGGCGCCUGGGUGUACUACGCACUUGCCAUGAUCUACGAUCUCAGCACGACGGCCAUCUGUAUGUGGUUUCUCCUUCAAUAUCGCGCAUUGAAGGCGGGCAAGACUCGGAUGGUCUAUGACGGCAUGAGCUAUUUCGUCGUCCUGACAGGCGUCAACAUCCUCAAUCUGAUUUUCUACCGCACGGAUGAGUUGAUUCAAACUGCUGGGAGCUCGUUAGGCUAUGCACUCAAUUGGAUCAUGUCGAUGAAGCUGCUUUUGCAUCUACACGAAUCACCUGGACGCACACCCUCCGAGGAUACAUGGCCCGGUCCAGCUGCGAGCAUUACCUUCACCCGGCCGAUAGAUUCGAUGCAGGAUAGGACGCACGCCCUCCGCUCGCUGCAAUCCCAGAAGCGACAUACCGCCCUCGAACUCAGCGCUGUACCCGAAGACGACGCUAUGUACAAAGGGCACAGCAACGAUUUCGAGAUGCCCGAACAAGUGGACGUCGAGGUCCACAUUGAGAGGACGGUCCGAAUUGAGCAUCGGCCCGCUGUCUAUGCCCUCGAGGACUAUACUCGGGCCGGUCGCCAGUCAAUGCAGCAGUCGGACUACAUAUAA